AUGUCAUUCGGUGGCUUCGGUGGUUUCGGUGGCUUUGGUGGGGAUACUUCAACUACAGCGAUGGCCAGUACUCCCGGAUUCGGAUCCCAGUCUGGUGGGAGAUCAUCUUUUGGCCGAAUGUCGUUCGGUGCCGGGAUGGAUACCGGAGGAGGAGAUAAGAAGCCCGCACGUCGGCCGUUGAUACCAGUGAAUGUGAGGGUCUUCCACGAUGCAGUGACGCAACACUCAGGUGGGGAUGAUAUUGAAGUGUUCGGAGCUGCUGCGAGGGUGGUGGAGAUUCUCGGUAACGCUAGAGAUGUCGAACAUGAUGGCUUGGCUAUUCACUGGACCUUGGAUGACUUCACGGGGAGUGUUCGAUGCAAGAUGUAUCUCGAGGAGUCCGAUACCACUGGUAGAGAUAAAGUGAACGAAAUUCUCAAGAACGGGAAGUUCCAUAUUCAUGGGCAGCCUUAUGUUCGUGUGAUCGGAGCUAUUCGGGGCGGGAGCAAUCCAUAUAUCUCGGCUCUGAAGGUUCUGCCGGUAGAUGACUUGAAUGAGAUACCCUGUCAUAUUGCAGCUAUUGCCCAUGCGUACAUCGCCAACACUGGGGAAAUUGCACCUGUCUCGGCUGAUGGCAAAAGACUCUCGUUCGGAGGGAUAUCCCAGGCCGGGGUUGAAGUGGCCAGCGCCAACCCAUCAUCAUCGAUGCCUUCUCCUGCAAGCGAGAAUCAAUCUGGCGCCGCUAACAGUCAUGCUGACAAGCGUGAGCAGCUUCUGGAAUUCAUUAAGGUUGGAUCGAAGUCGACUGAUUUUGGAUACUCGGUUGGAGAGAUGGCUGCUAAGUUCCAGGGAGUUCUGGGAACAGCAGAGAUUCGCAAGCUUCUUGGAGAGCUAAGCGACGAUGGCCUCAUAUACGACGCUGGUGAUGAAGAUCAUUACAAGUGCGUGUAGAAGCCGUUUAUUUGCUCGAUUUUGCAUGUU
Molecule: messenger RNA, 960 nt
Organism: Perkinsus marinus ATCC 50983
Lineage: Eukaryota; Perkinsozoa; Perkinsida; Perkinsidae
Exons: 12
Coding region: 1-930 (309 amino acids)
Biological process (GO): DNA replication; double-strand break repair via homologous recombination; nucleotide-excision repair
Cellular component (GO): DNA replication factor A complex; chromosome, telomeric region; site of double-strand break
Source: RefSeq, a predicted model, not a curated record